AUGACAUCGAGGACUAUUCCAUCUAUCAUAGCUGGUCAAGAAGUGUCUGACGCCGAGUUUGUACAUCCUGUUUACAGUCACGAGGAUACAAACAAAGUGAUUCAUACUUUUAGCUACAUACAAGUUUCCUCAAACAUCAUAAACCAACUUGCAGAGAAUUCCAAAAAUGGAUUUAAAGAAUGGUCCAACACUCCAGUUUCUACAAAGAAAGAAAUUUUUUAUAAAUGUUUAGAGAUAUUGAGAGAGAAGAAAAAUGAAUUUAUUGAGGCACACAAGGAGAUUGGAGGUCCUGAUUGGUUUGCAAAUGUCAAUAUUGAUAAUGCUAUUGGUCACCUUGAAGAAUAUAUUGGAAAUUUAUCUAAUUCAGAAGGUGAAUUGUUUCAUUCAGAGCACAACAAAUUGGCAUUGACUGUUAGACUGCCUGUUGGACCUGUGCUUUCGAUUGUUCCAUGGAAUGCACCAGUGAUUUUGGGUGCUAGAAGUAUUUUUGCUCCAUUAGCAGCUGGUUGUUCUGUAAUAGCCAAAUCUUCCGAAAAAGCUCCACGAGCCGUAUAUUUGUUGGUAAAAUGCUUAAUUGAAGCCGGAGUUCCCGCAAAUGUCGUACAAUUAGUUCAUUUGAAACCAGAAGAUAAUCCAAAGUUUUUAGAUGCUUUGUUAGCUACAGGGGCCAUAAAGAAAAUCAACUUCACUGGAUCGACAUUAACCGGGAAGCAAAUUGCUUGUACUGCUGCUAAAUACUCGGUUCCAUGUUUAUUGGAGUUGGGUGGCAAAAAUGUUUCAAUUGUAUGUCAAGAUGCUGAUAUUAAAAAAGCUGUGGGUAACAUAAUUUGGAGUGCGUGGGCACAUAAGGGACAAAUAUGUAUGAGUACUGACAAGGUGUUUGUACAUGACACAAUUUACAAUGAUUUUAAGCUGGAAUUGAUUAAAAUUGCCUCUGACAUAGUACAAGAUCCAGACUAUUCAAUUGCACAUCGCGAUCCUCUUGGAGCUAGUAAAGUGGUGGAAUUGCUCAAUGAUGCAUUAAAAAAGGGUGCUUCCUUGAUUUUUGGUAAUUUAGACGAUUCAGAGGUGAAGAAAAAUAAUGUUGUUUCUCCGAUGGUUUUGGAAGGUGUAACCCCAGAAAUGAAGAUUAACAGUACUGAAAGUUUUGGGCCUAUUUUUGCUAUAGAAAAAUUUACUGAUGUUAAUGCUGUGGUUGAUAGAGUAAACGAAGAUGAUUAUGGAUUGAAGGCGUCUAUUUGGUCUUCUAAUUUAAUGAACGCUAUUGAUUUGGCGAAAAGAAUUGAAUGUGGUGGGGUUCAUAUCAAUAAUUCAAGUAUUAGUGAUGAAUCUCAUCUCCCACAUGGUGGAGUAAAGUCAAGUGGAAAUGGUAGAUUUAACAGUAAAUGGGGGGUCAACGAGUUUCUGUUCAUCAAGACUAUAACUGCUAAUCCUUGA
Messenger RNA from Candida dubliniensis CD36, 1437 nucleotides. RefSeq lists its product as uncharacterized. Lineage: Eukaryota; Fungi; Ascomycota; Pichiomycetes; Serinales; Debaryomycetaceae. The transcript has a single exon. Gene Ontology annotation, molecular function: succinate-semialdehyde dehydrogenase (NAD+) activity. The record is from RefSeq and is a predicted model, not a curated record. The coding region runs from base 1 to 1437 and encodes 478 amino acids.